Penicillium paradoxum is the source of this 1365-nucleotide messenger RNA. RefSeq names its product neutral amino acid permease. Gene Ontology annotation, cellular component: vacuolar membrane. NCBI's taxonomy places the organism in Eukaryota, Fungi, Ascomycota, Eurotiomycetes, Eurotiales, Aspergillaceae. Gene Ontology annotation, molecular function: amino acid transmembrane transporter activity. The transcript is spliced from 5 exons. The record is from RefSeq and is a predicted model, not a curated record. Gene Ontology annotation, biological process: amino acid transmembrane transport. Bases 1 to 1365 code for a protein of 454 amino acids.
AUGAGGUCCUCGCCUGCUGACUCGAACCUCGAUUCGAGGGAGAAGAAUCUGAAUCCCGACCUAUACCACGAUCCCGAGAAGCUGGUGGAGAAAUCAAAAGUCAGACAAGAUGCCUUCGGUGAUGAAGAGUUCGCCGAAGUGAAGUACAAAGUACUUACGUGGUGGCAAUGUGGUCUGCUCAUGGUCGCUGAAACAGUAUCACUGGGUGUCCUGUCGUUGCCUGCUGCAGUUGCUGCCAUAGGACUUCUUCCUGCCAUACUCGUCUUGGUUUUCCUAGGCAUCCUGUCCACAUACACUGGCUACGUGAUCGGACAGAUGAAAUGGAAAUAUCCACACAUCACCACCGUGGCCGAUGCAGGCGAAGUGAUAGGCGGCCCAAUUGGCCGUGAAAUCGUCGGCACUGCCUUUGUCAUUUUCCUCAUCUUCGCCAUGGCUAGUCACCUGUUGACCUUCACUGUGGCCAUGAACACCAUCACCAACCACGGCACUUGCUCCAUCGUCUUCGGCAUCGUCGGAAUGAUCCUUUCCUUCAUCUGCUCUCUCCCUCGCACUCUCGCCAAAAUGUCAUGGUUAUCUUUCGUUUCAUUCGGAAGUAUCCUAACAGCAGUCCUAAUCACCAUGAUCGCCGUCGGCAUCUCCGGAAAAGGCGAGGGCGUCGUCGCAGUCGUCCACACAGACCUUUUCCACGGCUUCGGAGCAGUCUGCAACAUCGUCUUCGCCUUCUGCGGCCACGCAGCCUUCUUCGGCCUCAUGGCCGAACUCAAAAACCCUAAAGACUUCACCAAAUCCCUCUGUCUCCUGCAAGGCCUCGAGAUGGCCCUGUAUGUCGUCACCGCCGUGGUCAUCUACCGCUACGCAGGAGACGCAGUCACAUCCCCAGCCCUGGGCUCCGCCUCGCCGGUCGUCGCGAAGGUCGCCUACGGCAUCGCCCUCCCCACCAUCAUCAUCGCGGGCGUCAUCAACGGCCACGUCACAAUCAAGUACGUCUACCUGCGCAUCUUCCAGGGCACAGACCGCAUGCACAAGCGCGACUGGGUCGCCACAGGCACCUGGAUCGCCAUCGCCGUGGUGUUGUGGGUGAUUGCAUGGAUUAUUUCCUCCGCGAUCCCUGUGUUCAGUGACCUGCUCAGCCUGAUCACCGCGCUAUUCGCUAGUUGGUUCACCUUCGGACUCAGCGGUAUCUUCUGGCUAUUUAUGAAUAAGGGAAAGUGGUUCUCUUCGAAGAGGAAAAUUGCUCUGACCGUGCUGAACUUGUUUGUUUUUGCUAUCGGUGUCACUAUCUGUGGUCUCGGUCUCUGGGUUUCUGGAAAAUCUAUCCAUGAUAACCCCAGUAGCUCCAGUUUCUCGUGUGCGAACAAUGCUUAA